AUGGACACGAAUAUUGGUGGAAACCUGAAGAAGACCAAGUACGCCGAAACGUUAGAGGAGCUGAACAAGGUCAAAGCUAGGGGAGAUCCUUUUGGUGACGAGCUCAAGGAUCAGUUGAAGUCUGUACGCACGCAGCACCUUAUGCUUUUAGAGAAGGUCCAUGAGCUGGUAACGAAGCUUGAUAAACAACAGGAGAUUUGUUCAAACAUAGUAGCCGUACCUCCCUUGGCGCAAGUUACUGCGUUUGGGUUGAACCUCUUGAGCACACCUUUAGGACUAUAUGUCAAUGAGAUGAUGAAGAACCGUGAGAAGGAUUUGGAUAAACAGAAAGAGGUGGUCAAUAUUAUGGAGAAAAAUACUAAUGUCAACAUCAAGUGGACAAAUACGGUACAUAGCCUAGUCGAGGAGCUUAUUGCGAGUCUCUCACUGAUUAUGGGGUCUGUGGAGGUUGCUGUGGGGAAAAGAGAAGAGGAGGCCGCAAAACCUGUGGUGGAAGCAAUCCUUAAGGAAGUGGAUGCGUUUGCUAGUACAAUUCGGGAAGUUGGUGAAGCUGUGGCUAAGUGUAUCUCAUGUGUUGCCUUUGGGAAACUACAAGUUCUGGAACACAUUACCAAUUCAGUGUCAUCGGAAGGGAAGUAG
Raphanus sativus (radish) is the source of this 639-nucleotide messenger RNA. RefSeq names its product UPF0496 protein At5g66660-like. Bases 1 to 639 code for a protein of 212 amino acids. The record is from RefSeq and is a predicted model, not a curated record. NCBI's taxonomy places the organism in Eukaryota, Viridiplantae, Streptophyta, Magnoliopsida, Brassicales, Brassicaceae. The transcript is spliced from 2 exons.